This is a messenger RNA of Aspergillus candidus, 3672 nucleotides long. RefSeq names its product decapping enzyme complex catalytic subunit DCP2. Gene Ontology annotation, biological process: deadenylation-dependent decapping of nuclear-transcribed mRNA; nuclear-transcribed mRNA catabolic process, nonsense-mediated decay. Gene Ontology annotation, molecular function: manganese ion binding; 5'-(N(7)-methylguanosine 5'-triphospho)-[mRNA] hydrolase activity; RNA binding. The transcript has 4 exons. Lineage: Eukaryota; Fungi; Ascomycota; Eurotiomycetes; Eurotiales; Aspergillaceae. Bases 1 to 3672 code for a protein of 1223 amino acids. Gene Ontology annotation, cellular component: cytoplasm; P-body. The record is from RefSeq and is a predicted model, not a curated record.
AUGACCGAAAUAAAUAUGAAGUUAGAAGAUUGGCUGGAUGACUUGUGUCUGGAAUCUGUCGAGCGGAUAUGCUUUCAGGUUGAGGAGGCGCAAUGGUUCUAUGAAGAUUUCAUCCGGCCGCUUGACCCGGCUCUUCCCUCGCUUUCUUUGAAGGCCUUUGCCUUGCGCAUCUUCCAGCAUUGUCCGCUGAUGUCACAAUGGUCCCACUACCACCACAUGACCGCGUUCUCGGAGUUCCUGGCCUACAAGACCCGUGUCCCGGUCCGUGGCGCGAUCAUGCUCAACCGGGAAAUGGACGAGGUGGUGCUGGUGAAGGGCUGGAAGAAGGGGGCCAAUUGGAGCUUCCCUCGCGGUAAGAUCAAUAAGGACGAGAAGGACCUUGAUUGUGCCAUUCGGGAGGUCUAUGAGGAGACUGGGUACGACAUCCACCAAGCGGGGCUGGUCAAGAACGAUAAGGAUGUCAAGUUCAUCGAGAUCACGAUGAGAGAGCAACAUAUGAGGCUCUACGUUUUCCGCGAUGUGCCCCGCGACGCAUACUUCGAGCCCCGCACCCGGAAGGAGAUUAGUAAAAUCGAGUGGUACAAGCUUUCCGAGCUGCCUACUCUGAAACGGAGUAAGCAGCAGGAUCAAGGGGUCGCGGUCGCCAACGCGAAUAAGUUCUACAUGGUCGCGCCCUUCAUGCAUCCGCUCAAGAAGUGGAUUGCGCAGCAGAAGAAGCUGGAUAUGAAGAACCAGGUGGGUUCCAGGCAGGUUGUCCAGAGUGAAGGAGAUAUGUCAAUGGACGAAGGCGGUUUUGGCGCCAACAAUUAUAACGCAACGCCAAACCUACCGCGCACGGAAUUGGCGGUUGGAAGUGACUUGCCUGAAGUUGCAUCUUCGCAGGAUGCCUCCGCUCAUCUCAAGCGCCUGUUGAACAUCAAUAACAUGAUGAAAAUGCAAGGACAGGCUCACCCAGCGGAGACGUCACAAGCAUCCAGCGCGGAUCCCCUCAAAUCGAAUGCCCUUUUAGAGCUUCUAAGGAGCGGAUCCCAGGGUCCUACUCCAGAAAAGGCUACGCCCGGGGAAGCCCCGAUAGGGGCUCCACCCCCGCUUCAACCGGUUGCCCACCCUGGGCCCAAUUUCUUUCCAGGGUUUCCGCAGCAGCAUCCUUUCCCUGGACAAUUUGUCAAUACAACCCCACCGAAGGGUGCUUCCAUGCCUCCUCUUCCACCCAUGCAUAGUAUGAACCAGCAUGCAAUGGUACAAGGGUUCCCUGCGCCAUCUCAGCAGAUGCCUCCUUCCUACCCUCCUCAAUCGCGUCCAGCACAGCCCUUUCAUCCAGCCAUGGUAUCGACAGCCCCGUUUCCUCCACCCAACCCGGCGCCUGCCAGCCGCCCUUACCAGCGAACCGGGGAUCCUGAGUUUUCGCAACCUCCUCGCCAGCUUUCCCAGGCUGAGGGCGCAGCUGUGCCCCCGGCCAAUCAAUUGCCGCCACCGAAGCUCACCAGUCACUCACUGGCCCUCCUUAACGUGUUCAAGGAUGAGGCGGCCAAGACUCCGAAGUCCUCCCACGCAACACUGGCGCCACAGACUGCGGAUAAGACGCCGGCUCAUGGACGUAAGUCGUCGCAACACCAGGACCAGUUGCUCAACCUGUUGAAAGGUUCUCCGUCCCGACCAGCACCCGUCGAGCUGCCAGGCCGACCGGUUUCUCCGGCUCAGCGACAGAUCCUUCAAAGACCCCGUGGUGACGGCCAGGGAACGCAGAAAACCAGAGCUAGCUCCCGGACGACCCAGCCGAGCGGUGCAUGGACUGCAGCAACUGUCUCCGGGCCUUUGGAUGCCCCUCAAUCUGCGGCCGGGACAAAGCCACCUCCCAAGCGAGCGCAUAACGGACCGCAUCGGAAGGGUGCCAAAGAUCGACAGGCCCAGCCUCUUGCAUCACCGAUUACCAUAUUGCCUCGGCCUCAGUCUGCAAAGAAAGAGGUUCUGCCGGCCCAGGCACCGGCCCGGCCCCCGUCUCAGCCGUCGCGGAAUUCGUCCCAACCGCGAUCUGCCCGCAAGCAGAAAUCCCCAGAGGCACCAAAACCGUUUCAACCGCAGAUCCUCCGCCGCGCCGAGAACGCAGACAAUAUCCUGCCCAUCCGGUCGAAAGAGGCCGCGAGCCCUGCGAAGCAGGAGGAGCCGCGACUUCGCAGUCCUCGACAGGAAACUGGCGCCCAGCGUUCCACCGCCUUUGACCGCCGGCCCAGUCAGACCACCACACAGAAGGAGACGCUUCUCUCUCUUUUCGGCAAACCGGCGGGGUCCCCUGGCGUGUCGCCCUCGGGACAGCUUGACCUUCGAACAUCCGUUUCUCAGCCUCCUGCACCCUCCUCCGUUGUCAGCCCGCUGUCCCCUUUCAACCUUCCUGCACGGACCAUGGCCGAGACCAGCCCCGACUCUCUUCCCCCUCCCCCGCCGGCCACCGGCUACGCUCGACUCACGAACCGGGGCCUAAUCUCCAUCACUGGGGCCGAUAGCACGACUUUCCUCCAGGGACUCAUCACGCAGAACAUGAUGGUCGCCAAUGACCCGAACCGCGCAAUCCGUCACACGGGAUCAUACACCGCUUUCCUCAAUUCCCACGGCCGCGUGUUGAACGAUGCUUUCCUAUACCCCCAGCCCAGAACCGAUGACGCUACGUCCGACGACCCCGCGUGGCUGAUCGAGGUCGACAAGAACGAAGUCCCGAGUCUCUUGAAACAUCUCAAGAAACACAAGCUUCGCGCUAAGUUAAAGCUCCGUGCGCUCGACGACGGCGAACGCACCAUCUGGUCCGCGUGGAAGAACCACGCUGAGCCCCGCUGGGCGGCAUACAACCUCGAAUCGCAGGCCUUGUCGCCUUUCUCGCCGGACUCGUCUAUCGCUGGGUGCGUUGAUACGCGGGCGCCUGGAUUCGGAUCCCGACUCGUGACGCCGGGCGCGGAAGACCUCCGCGCUCACCUUGAUGAGUCUAAAGUGGCGGGCGCUGAAGUGGACCUCGGUUCUUACACGGUGCGUCGCAUGUUGCAUGGGGUGGCGGAGGGCCAGUCCGAGAUUAUCCGCGAGUCUGCCCUGCCGCUGGAGUGCAAUAUGGAUAUGAUGCGGGCGGUGGACUUCCGGAAGGGCUGCUACGUUGGGCAGGAGCUGACGAUCCGCACCCAUCAUACGGGCGUGGUUCGGAAGCGUAUUCUGCCGGUGCAGCUUUAUGAUGGUGGUCUUGGUGAGCUGGCGACCGACAGCCCGGUUUAUGACCCGUCCACGAAGCUGGCUCUACCCCCGAGGGAGUCGAGUAUCUCCAAGGCCGGUGGACGCAGAGGUCGCAGCGCCGGCAAAUUCCUCAACGGCGUUGGGAAUAUCGGCCUCGCGUUAUGCAGACUGGAGAUGAUGACUGAUAUCUCGCUCACUGGCGAAGGGACCAUGUUCAGCCCAGACCAGGAGUUCCAGGUGUCGUGGACUGCAUCGGAAGAGGGAUCGGCGGGUCCGCAGCAGCCGGGAGAGGUGAAGUUGAAGGCGAUCGUGCCGCCUUGGACAAAGGAUUUUAUCCUGUCCGGCGGGAUGAAGAACACCAACAACCAGAGCCAGGCCGGCACGGAGGGUCAUCGGGCCCGGGACUUUGUGGACCAGUUGGGGGAAGAAGAAGAAGCGCAGCAACAACGACGACAUGAAUAA